AUGUCCACCGUCAUUGAGACGCAAUCCGCUCGUAGGACACAACGGACACAAAAGGCCGUAACGGCCGGCAAAGAGGGCAAUGGUACAAGCAAAGAGCGGGAGCAAAGCCUGCAAGACAAGUUCUUCUGGACAUACACGGAGGAGCCUCAUCGAACACGCCGACAAGCCAUCAUCAAGGCGCACAAGGAGGUGCUCCAGCUAUGUGGCCCCGAACCGCUCACAAAGUACGUAGUGGCGUUCGUCGUCUCGCUACAGAUUACGUGUGCAUAUCUCCUCAGAAGUACUCCGUUCUUCUCAUGGCCGUUUUUCCUUACAGCAUAUGUGAUCGGGGCGACAGCAAACCAGAACCUCUUCCUUGCAAUUCAUGAGAUCAGCCACAACCUAGCAUUUCGGACAGGCAUCUACAACCGGCUCUUCGCCAUAUUUGCAAAUCUCCCCAUUGGGAUCCCAUACUCAGCAGGCUUCCGACAGUAUCACUUGACUCAUCACAAGUCUCUAGGUGUGGAUGGUGUCGAUACAGAUCUUCCUACGGCAUUGGAAGCGAUCCUCCUCGACUCGGUCGCAGGAAAGGCAUUCUUCUGCACAUUUCAACUCAUAUUCUACGCGAUCCGACCGAUGAUGGUUUACAAGAUACCAUUUGGACCGAUCCACUAUUCAAACAUUGCCGCUCAGAUCAUCUUUGACCUUGUCGUUCUCCGGUGGCUCGGCUGGAAAGCUUUGACCUAUCUUCUGCUCAGCUCUUUACUGGCCGGAUCGCUUCAUCCAUGUGCCGCUCAUUUCAUCUCAGAGCAUUAUGUUCUGGCAAAGUCGACCCUCGAGACAGGAAAGAUGCUGAAGGAUGUGCCCGUACCGGAGACAUUUUCAUACUAUGGCCCAUUGAAUGUCCUUACCUACAACGUGGGAUAUCACAACGAGCAUCACGAUUUCCCAGCGAUCCCGUGGACUCGCCUGCCCCAGGUCUUUGAGAUCGCACGCGAGUUCUACGAGCCGCUGCCAUGUCACCAAAGCUGGCCUUUGGUGCUGUGGCAUUUCAUUACGGACAAAGAAGUUGGCAUGUGGUGUCGGGUCAAAAGAGCCGAAGGCGGGAGGAUUGUGAGAGGGUGGCUAGAAGAUGAAGUGCAAAGUUGA
Cladophialophora yegresii CBS 114405 is the source of this 1128-nucleotide messenger RNA. RefSeq names its product sphingolipid delta-4 desaturase. Gene Ontology annotation, biological process: ceramide biosynthetic process. Gene Ontology annotation, cellular component: membrane. Gene Ontology annotation, molecular function: sphingolipid delta-4 desaturase activity. NCBI's taxonomy places the organism in Eukaryota, Fungi, Ascomycota, Eurotiomycetes, Chaetothyriales, Herpotrichiellaceae. The transcript has a single exon. The record is from RefSeq and is a predicted model, not a curated record. Bases 1 to 1128 code for a protein of 375 amino acids.